AUGGGCAGGCGAAGUGGGCGGCGCCGGCCGCUCCUUCGUAACCCACCGGGCUCUCUGCGCUGCCGGCCGGUCCGGUCUCCCGCUGCUGACGGGUUUCUCUCGCUCGACCUGAUGGUGCGCCAAGCGGCCGAGAUGAACGGGCUGGAGGUCCAGCCGCCGCUCAGCGCUCGCGAUCUCCUGGACGCGGCGGCCACUUUCUGCGACCCGCGGAGCCUCUUCCCGACCUCGCAGGCGCCCAGAGUCCCGCAUCACGGCAGCUACGGCCUGGGCGAUUCGAGCGGCGGCGGCGGCGGCGGCUGCUCCCCUUAUCUGUGGCUCAACGGUGCGCCCGUCGCGCCGAGCCCUUACUUGGCCGGUCCCAACGGGGCGUCCGGCUCCUUCGUGCCCUCGGCGGCUUACGGGACGGGCGCCCGGCAGCUGCUGGCCGCCCAGGCGGCGGCGGCGGCGGGACCCCCCGAGCUCAGCUGGCUGUCCCUAACCGGCCACCAGCAGGAUUUCUUCAAGCUGGUGCGGCCGCCCUACUCCUACUCGGCGCUGAUCGCCAUGGCCAUCCAGAGCGCGCCGGCCAAGAGGCUGACCUUGAGCCAAAUCUAUCAGUACGUGGCCGGCCACUUCCCUUUCUACAAGAAGAGCAAAGCCGGCUGGCAGAACUCCAUCCGACACAACCUCUCGCUCAACGACUGCUUCAAGAAAGUGCCGAGGCUCCAGGACGACCCAGGUAAAGGGAAUUACUGGACCCUGGAUCCCAACUGUGAGAAGAUGUUUGAUAACGGCAACUUCAGAAGGAAGAGGAAAAGACAGUCUGAUGCAGCCGGUGGGCCUGGAGCCCAUAACAAAAUGGAGGACAAAAGUAACAGUUGUCUUGUUCAGCCGAGCCCUGAAGCUGACAGCUUGGGCUCUGGUGAGCUGCAGUGCUCUCUGGGAUCUAUGAAUGACUGCAAAUCUCCCAGCCUGGACUCUAACCAUUGUUUCUCCACAUUUGUCUCAACCAUGAACGUUGUGGCCCAUGGCCGGAAUGGUUUCCCCAGACAGCUUUCUGGUGGGCCGGUAUCCGAAUUCACACCCGGGAGGCAGAACGGGCCCAAUUUGAACUCCUGCUCUCCUUCAAAUAGCCUCCCAGCUUCAGCAUUUGAACUCAGUUCCCACUCCCACUCCAGGAUGAAUUACUAUGCAGGUGUUGGUGGGCAGUCAAGCUGGCUCAACAGUCCUGUCCUGAGCACCUUUAGUGUGAACAAUCUGAUUUAUAGCAGAGAAGGGACAGAAGUUUAA
This is a messenger RNA of Pseudonaja textilis, 1269 nucleotides long. It is a transcript of the gene FOXI2, whose product is annotated as forkhead box I2. NCBI's taxonomy places the organism in Eukaryota, Metazoa, Chordata, Lepidosauria, Squamata, Elapidae. Gene Ontology annotation, biological process: cell differentiation; regulation of transcription by RNA polymerase II; anatomical structure morphogenesis. The record is from RefSeq and is a predicted model, not a curated record. Gene Ontology annotation, molecular function: DNA-binding transcription factor activity, RNA polymerase II-specific; RNA polymerase II cis-regulatory region sequence-specific DNA binding.